AUGGCCGCGGUGGCGGAAGCACCAACCCUGUGCCGCCUAAAUCUCUCGAAAAACAGAGAAAGUUUGUUUUUGUCCACCGUCGUUACAAAGAGAGAAGAGGCAAAUGUCCUCCACACUCAAGAUGGCAUCACUAUUGUUUUCCGUGGUUUCAUGAACACCUCUCGUUCAUCUCAAAAUGGCGUCCCUUUAGAGGUUUGUCAACACUUCCUGGUUGGAUUUCCGCAUGAUUGGAACAAGUAUGCACCUCAUAGUUAUGGUGACUCAAGUGCUUCUUCAGUUGAUAACAUGGAAUGUGAAAAUAGCAAUACAGCAGGUCUUAACAUGUGCAAUAGUGAAAAAGGAAUCUCAGUUCAAAGAGAAGGAAAUGGUGGAUACUUGAUUGGUACAGACCCUUCUGAAAAAGACACGGUGAAACCUCCAUCAUCCACCAAGAAAGUGAAACCUAUCAGACAAAAGAUAGUUUUGGAUGCCAGCAAUUCAUUUAGUAGGAUGGUUACGAGAAGCAUUUCCAAAAAAAUGUUGCACAAUGCCAAAAAAACAUGA
This is a messenger RNA of Sphenostylis stenocarpa, 543 nucleotides long. The record is from the annotation of a GenBank genome assembly. Lineage: Eukaryota; Viridiplantae; Streptophyta; Magnoliopsida; Fabales; Fabaceae.